GAAUAAAACACAUCGGCAAAAUGAUGGAGAGUUGUUUAGGAGGGAAGCCGGAGAGAGUCGGACCGGUGGUGGUGGACGACAUCCGGAGGGACCUGCUGGGUGAAUUCACGGCUCUGCCUGCACAGGCCGCCUGCCCACCUGCACAGGACAGUUCUCCGUCAGAGAACCUGCAGGUGUACCUCAGGGUCCGACCUUUCACUGCAGCGGAGAGCGACGGGGGGGAGUCUCAGGAGUGUGUGACCAUCGAGGGACCGGACACCGUGGUCCUAAAAGCUCCCAGGAGCUGUCAAUCAAACCGACAGAGCGACAAGUCCCUCCCACAAACGGCACAGAGGUUCACCUUCACACAGGUGUUUGACCCCGAGGCGAGCCAGAGGAAGGUGUUUGCCGGGUCGGUCCGUGGUUUGGUCCGAGACGUUCUGGAAGGAGGAAACUGUCUGGUGUUCACGUACGGAGUCACCAACGCUGGGAAGACCUUCACCUUCCUCGGUCCUGAGCAUGACUCUGGUCUGUUGCCGCGGUCUCUGUCGGUGAUCUUUAACAGUGUGGAGGGUCGUCUGUACGGCCGGGCCGACCUGAAGCCUCAGCGCUGCAGAGACUUCAGCAGACUGACUCCAGACCAGCAGGCAGCAGAGGCCAGCAGCAAGAGGAACCUGCUGAGGCUGCUCAAAGAGAGCGACAGAAGUCAGACGUCUGGAAGAUCGACUUUCCUUGACGGAUCGUCUCUCAGCUCUGACAGCAGCGUGAACUCUGAGGCCGACAGUUUCUGUCUGGACGUGAACUCAAACGUCAGAUUCUCUAUCUGGGUUUCAUUCUGUGAGAUUUACAACGACAACAUCCACGACCUGCUCGAACAGGUUCCCAGUGGACACCAGAAGAGGACGGUGCUGCGUCUGUCUCAGGACGUCAAAGGAAACUCCUUCAUCAAAGACCUGCGGUGGGUGCAGGUCAGCAGCUCUGAGGAGGCCUACAGAGUGAUGAAGAUCGGGAAGAAGAACCAGAGUUUCUCCUCCACCAGACUGAACCAGCUGUCCAGCAGGAGCCACAGCAUCUUCUCCAUCAGGAUCCUCCGAGUGGACGAUGUGGGCGUUCCCAGAGUCCUCGGCAUCAGCGAGCUGUCUCUGUGCGACCUGGCCGGCUCUGAGCGUUGCUCUCGGACUCAGAACACCGGAGAGCGCCUGAAGGAGGCAGGAAACAUCAACAACUCUCUGCUGACGCUGGGGAAGUGCAUCAACGCCAUGAGGCUCAACCAGAACGCCAAGUUCCAGCACCACGUUCCCUUCAGGGAGUCCAAGCUUACCCACUUCCUGCAGUUCUUCUUCUGUGGUGCUGGCCGGGUUUCAAUGGUCGUCAACAUCAACCAGAACUCGUCCUGCUUCGACGAAACACUCAACGUCCUCAAGUUCUCCGCCCUCGCCCAGAAGGUGGUGGUGUUGAACGCCAGGCCGGCGGUCCCUGAUGACGCCUCCCACAGGUCGGCCAUGGAGCUCUCCAUGAUCAUCGACGAAGCCGACCGGCGCAGAAACGUGUCGGGUCGGGGCAGGAAGAGCUCGAUGGUUGCCUGGGAGACGAGCCUGGAGGACGUGGUGGAGGACGAGGAUGGGGAAGACUGGAUGGUGGAGGAUGAAGAGGAGGAGGAGGAGGAAAGUGUGAUGGAGGGAACAGUGCUAGAUGCAGGAGGUGAAGAAGACGAGGAGGAGGACGGGGAUCAGACCAUGGAGGUCGAGGAGAAGUCAGACAGAGAGGCAGCGCUGCGUCUGGUUCUGGAGGCUCAGAUCAGAGAAGAAGUCAGUGCUGAGUUCAUGGACCUCUUCAACAAGAUGGAGAAAGACUACAGUGAGCGUCUGGAGAAGGAGAGGGAGAUCCUGGAGGAGCGAGCUGAGAAGAGGGUGGAGAUCCUGAAGAACCUCGUCAGCAGGACGGUCGAUCUGUCGGCCGUCAACACAAACGAAGCCAAGGAGGAGCCGUCAGACCUUCUGGGAGGAAUCAUCAGCUCAGUGACUGAAGACCUGGAGAAGAUCAGACAGGACGCUCAGAGUGUUCACCACUGUCUGACCCAGCAGAACCACACUGCAGAGUUGGAGUUGCUGCGUCUGGAGAACCAGCAGUCCCAGGAGCUCCUGCAGGAGGCCAGACAGACGGUGGAGCAGCAGCAGCAGAAGCUCUCUGAGAUGAUGGACGUCUGUCUGCACAAAGACACCAUCAUCAACCAGCUGCAGGCCACCACACACACCUGCAGCUGUCUGAGGAGGACAGGAGGACACGAGGAGGAGAAGGAGAGCAGGAAACGCCAGCAUGAAGCUGAAGAGGAGAUACCACCAGCGAAGAAGAGAGCGUCCCCGGUCCUGGAGGAGGAGAUCUGGAGGCUGCAGGAGGAGAACGACAGGAAGGAGGAAACCAUUGCUGAGCUGAGAGAGAGGGAGGAGGAGAGGAGCGGGCUGCAGGAGGAGCUGAGGAGGCGGGAGGAGCAGGUGGAGGAGCUGAAGAAGGAGCAGGUGGAGCUGCAGCAGAAGGUGCAGGAGCUGACAGCUCUGGACGAGUGUCCAGACUGUGAGUCUGUGUUCUCGUCUCUGGAGGCGGAGCAGAGGGAAACCUCCAGACUGACCAAGGAGAACAAAGCUCUGGUCAACGGCAUCUUCCAGCUGCAGACCCAGGUGACCAGUCUCCAAACAAAGCUCAGAGAGCAGACAGACAGGUCCGACAGCCUAUCAGAGGAGCUCAGCACUGCUAAGACCCGCCUCCAGGACCUGCAGAGCCAAUCAGAGGAGAAGUGCAGCAGCAUCAACAGUCUGACGCAAGAGGUGGAGCGUCUGAGACAGGAAGUCAAGGAGGAGCAGAGCAGCAGUGAUUUCCACGGCGCCAUGGAGGAGCUGCAGAAGGAGAGCCAGGCGGCGCUGGAGAGAUCGGCUCAGAAAUCCCAACAGAUUGAAGAUCUGCAAAGAGAAAAGAGCGAGCUGGAGGAAACUCUGACCCUCAGUCAGAACAGGUGUGUUGAGCUCAGCAAGGAGCUGGCCAAUCAGAAAGCAGAAUUCAGCGGCCAGCUCCAGAGCCUGAGGGCGGAGCUGGAGUCUGAGGGCGGAGCUCUACGAAGGAGACUGGAGGAGAUGGAGAGAUCGGAGGAGGAGAGGAGGAGGAGGCAGGAGAGAGAGGAAAAAGAGCUGCGUGGGGCGGUGACGGAGAAAGAGGAGCUGGUGGAGGAAUGCCACAGACAGAUGGAGACGCUGAGAAAAGAGCUGGAGCGUCUGCAGGAGGAGCUGCAGAGCAGGGAGGAGGAGGAGGAGGAAGAGGAGGAGGAGAAGGAGAACAGAGAGGUUUCAGAGAGGAAGGUGACGGUGGUGGAGGAGCUGAAGGAGGAGAUCCAGAGACUCCAGGAGAGGAGGGGGAGGCAGCAGGAGGAGCAGGAGAGGGGGAGGGAGUUUGAGGCUGUGAAGAGAGAGAUGGAGAGACUCCACAGACUGAAGGAGGAGAGAGAGACUCACCUGCACACAGACACACAGAGGUGUGUUGGUGUCUGUCCUCCAGACGUCCAUGUGUCUCCUCUGAGGUCCAACAUGGCCCUGAGGAAGAAGAGUCCCAAAACUACAGGGAGGAAGAGGAAGAGCUGUGAGGUGCAGGACCUGGUGUUCAGUGAGAACAAGAGAAACAGACUGAGAGGAAACACUCGAAACAACAACAACCAGUCUUCCUCUGUGGUGAAGGAGACCAAGGACAGGGCUCUGCAGAAGAUUGGAGAGUUGAUCCACAGCUCUCCCUCCAUCCUGGGCACCAAAGCUAAAACCAUCAUUGGUCUGGUCAGUGGACACUCGGUGGAGAAGGAGACGCUCACCACAGCCUCAAAGCCAAAACGAGGACGGAAGAAGCUUUUUAAGAAGGGCGACUCGUCCCCGCUGCUCGACUCCCCGGACCUGAUGUCUGGAGGCCUGGCGGAGGAGAAGGAGAGCCAUCACCUCAUCAUUAAGCGCCAGCUGCGCUCCAAGACCUGCAGGAAGUGACAUCAUCAUCUGCAGGCGCUACAAAAAAACACUCAGGACGCUCUGAGAGUCAAAUGAGUGAAUGACGGUUUUUAAAAUCAUUUUAAAUACGUGUACAGAUUGUUUUUUUUAUUUUAGUAUGACAAAAAAGUGGACAAUUGGACAACUUUAUGAAAAUAAAAACUUUCCCAUUCUC
Molecule: messenger RNA, 4167 nt
Organism: Centropristis striata (black sea bass)
Lineage: Eukaryota; Metazoa; Chordata; Actinopteri; Perciformes; Serranidae
Product: kinesin-like protein KIF20B
Exons: 32
Coding region: 21-3992 (1323 amino acids)
Biological process (GO): mitotic spindle assembly; microtubule-based movement
Cellular component (GO): nucleus; spindle microtubule
Molecular function (GO): plus-end-directed microtubule motor activity; ATP binding; microtubule binding
Source: RefSeq, a predicted model, not a curated record